Folsomia candida is the source of this 5365-nucleotide messenger RNA. It is a transcript of the gene Ktl, whose product is annotated as BTB/POZ domain-containing protein KCTD12. Gene Ontology annotation, biological process: protein homooligomerization. Lineage: Eukaryota; Metazoa; Arthropoda; Collembola; Entomobryomorpha; Isotomidae. Bases 2242 to 2922 code for a protein of 226 amino acids. The transcript has 10 exons. The record is from RefSeq and is a predicted model, not a curated record.
GAACAACUCCACUCCCUGCCAAGCAUUCAACCGGGCCAGACUUCACACACUCUGUCUCUCUGCCAUAACCCACUCACUUGAUCAUUGGAUCUUCACCCACUACCACCACCACCGCCGGAGUAGAGUGAACUAGUCGUCGCAAAACUUGAGAGCAGAGUUGGUUUCGGUCUGAGCGAGAGAGCAUUGUAUCUUGGUCGUCCUUGUCGUCGUCGUCGUCGUCGUCCUAGUCCUCGACAUCAUCAGAAUCAUCGGACCACUCCGUAAAAAAUUCAAUUUUCUCUCACUCUAUUGUGACCCUUUUUCAUCUUGUCUGGAGGCUGCUGCUGGGUGGAUCUGGAUGUAGCUGACAGCCAGUUUAUUGUGUCAUUUCAUCACAGUUCAUCCAUCCCAUCAUCUUAGACUCACUCUCCCCUCCUCACCCGCACACACCACUGAAAGCCACUCAUCAGCAACCUCGUUGGGGACAAGAAGAGGAGGUCGUCUAAAUAGCAGUUGUGUGAGCAAAUUGAGCACUUGUUACAUACAUUUCCUAGGCGUCGAUACACAACUGGCAGCAUGGUUCGCAAACGACUGUUGCACCGCCACUAAUCCACACACACGGGAAGAAAGCCGUACGUUCGAGUAACCGGAGUAGCCAAACUUUGCUGCUAACUGCUGGGCGUGGGUGAGAAGAGUGGGACAAAUUAUUUGCGUAUAUCGGAAGAUUGCGUGCUUGCACUCAUUCGUAGUACCACGAUUGGACCUUUCUCGCUGGGUAAUCAGUCAGUCAGCCGAGUUAAAGUUGCUUAUCGCGAAAGAAGGAAGAAGGAAACACGGAGAGCAACGGGGGUCCACCUGAUCAGGAACUGAACUGAAGCACAGCAGCAGAUCACUCUUUCCCUGGAUGGAUUGGUGAGCCGCGAGGAGCCGGGAACUUCUGGUCCUUUUCUGGUUAUAUUGGGUCGAGUUGUCGUCAUACGUAUUCUUGGGUGUUGGAGAAAUUAGCAGCUAAGACCCCCCGCAAAGUCUGCUGGAGAGCUGAGGAGUCCACUUGACCAAAUCACCAGGAAGGGAUCAAUUUGAUUCCCAGGCCGAGCAGGAGAUGAAGAACAAACAGAUUUCCUUUCUCUCUCGUCACUUCUUAACCUAAAUCCAAAUCAGUCUCUGUUCCUUUCUUUCUUGGAAAAUCACGACUUUCCCACUCGCUCUCUCUCUCUCCUUGUCUACGAAAAGGGAGGAAGAAGAAAGCUCGGAGAAUAAGAAACAAGCUGCAACGGUGCAAAGUCACAAGAAGUGAAGAAGCACACACAAACUUUGCUCAUUGGAGGAUCAAAGAUCUUAUUGAACAUUUCAUCCUUUCUCCAUCGGUUUACCCACCCAACGACUCGCCAUCUCGCUCCAAACGAGACUUGAAGACGGAGACAAAAGAGAGAAAACAGGAGAAAUUUCCUUUCCCUCCUUUCAUUCCUCUUUGCUCAGCAGUAGUCCACCCACCCAAUACUUAACACAAACCGGCACUGCCUCAUGUACAUGGAGCAACAUACAGGGAGCAGCAGUACGAGUUGAAGAAGUGUGUAUAUGCAAGAAGUUUAUGCGACACAAAAUUUCCUCUUAGCUCACUCAACUUGCCCCACUUUCCACAAGAGAGAAAGCUAGCGAAGGAAAAGCACUAGACAAAAUUUACAAGUGUCACCUGGAAUGAAAUAAUACCUCCUAUUUCAUUCUCCUGGCUCUCUCCAAACACAGCAAAACGUCGUCUUCUCGUCCUCUUCAACAAACAAAAAAGGUGCUGGACUACUUAUAAAUAGGUAGGGAAAUUCCAACGGAGGAAUGGAACCAAAUCUAUAAUUACGUCGGGAUGAUUUAUGAUUGUUAUUCGUUCGUGUUGUAAUUGCAACUCGGAGUGAGUAUCAAGAACGAUAUACAACAGGACCCCUCGCCGUCUUGUCAUGUGUCGAUAGGAAAGCGGAAGUCGUGUUAAGUGAUUGAGCGCACACGACUGCAAUUAGAAAUUGGGUCUGUACAAUUUAUUUGUUUUCCAUGACUCAUGGAAAUUAAUUGAUUUACCGACUCCCAUUUUGGACCUAACAGCACCUCUGCAAGAAAAAUAGGAACAUUACACAGGAAGAGAAUUCUAUAGCCCAAUAACAAUAGUUACACAUAUAUUAUAUAAACAUAUAUAUACCCAGCGGCAGAGGUGGACAAGGUGCAAUCGAAUAAAAUAUUUAAGGUGUGUUGUGUGUUGGUGAUUUUGUGCCCAAAAUGGAUGACCCCGUCGUGGAAUUGAACGUCGGGGGAAUAAUCUACGCUGCCAGAUUGAGCACGGUUCGCAAGGAGCCGGGUAAAUUGGCCGACAUGUUUUCGAACGGUGUCGACUCAAUUCCAAAGGACUCGAAGGGAAAAAUUUUCAUCGACCGGGAUGGCGUCCUCUUUCGUUACGUGCUGGAUUAUCUACGCAAUCAAAAUAUCGUUCUGCCGGAGAAUUUUCAUGAAAAAUCUCGUCUCAAGGCGGAGGCUGAAUAUUUCCAGUUGGAAGGACUUUUACGAUCCCUUGACACCGAGUCGAGACAAGCGGGUUACAUCACCGUCGGCUACAGAGGCACCUUCGCCUUCGGGAGGGAUGGAUUGUCGGACGUCAAAUUCCGCAAGUUGGCCAGAAUCACAGUGUGUGGACGGGUAGCUCUUUGUCGAGAGGUGUUUGGCGACUCGCUGAACGAGAGUAGAGACCCAGAUCGUGGCCCAAUGGACAGAUACACCGGACGCUUCUUUUUGAAGCAUCUCUUCCUCGAACAAGCUUUCGACAAUCUCCAAGACGCUGGAUUCAAGUGCGUGGCAUCCUGUGGCUCCGGCACCAGCGGAGGAUCGGCAGAGCUAAAGCCUGGCAUGGACCCUGAAGAGUCGAGAUGGAAUCAUUACAAUGAAUUUGUCUUUAUGCGAGAAUGAUGGAUCAACUAGACCAGAGGAAUUUGUCUUCAUGAGAUAAUGAUGGAUUAAGUAGCGCUUCUCAUUUAUUGUGCUUCGGAGUCUCCUUCCCUUUGUGAGAUGAGAGGACAGCCUUUAAUCCCCUGCACAACCUCCUCCUAUUUCCCAUCACUUUAUCCUUUAGUUCUCACCAUUCUACUCACAACUCUGGACUACUAACUACAAUUCUUGCACUUUCACUGAUGACUGCCAGUUCAGUUCGUGGCUCCGUGAUCACCAUUCUCUCCUCCGUUUUCUUCUUUCACCUCUUCUCUCCCAUUCAUAGAAUAGUAGGGAAACAGUAGUUUCCCACAAAUAUACUCCCACGGUACUUGGUUCAUGGUCAUGUUUCGCGGUUAAGUACAUUCUGCUUAUCACAACCAGUUGCGUUUUUUUUCAAUUCUUCAACAACAAUGCACUACUGACACGUACAUACCGGUGAGAAAUCUAUGUGACGACGAAAACCCUGUGAGAUUACGAGAUCUAUACUUAUUGAUCUCGACAUACAUACUAUUAUUGAACUACUACCUACAAUAUGGAUACAAGAAGAAAAAAGAAUGUUACCAAGUAGUGUAGAAUUAUUAAGGUAAGAAGGAAUGCGUGCGAAUCUAUACUCUUCUUAUUCUUCUGCUCUAAUUAGUUUGGGUUAGGAUGGCUUAAAUUACAUUUCUUCUCGACUAUUAUACAUUAUCUUCUAGGCGAGUGAGGCUGAGUGUAACAAACAAAUGUAGCAUUAUUAUUAUCCAUCUACUUAUAUCUGUACUAUACAUAUAUUCCAUUACUACACAAUUAAUGAAAUGGUUUCUAGAUUCGUCCUUCCUUCCUUCACUGACAUAUUAUUUAUUCUGUGUAUGUACGACCAACAUUUACGUUUCCAUCAUCAUCUCUCUCUCUUUCCCAAAUGGUUUCAAGUCACUCAUGCAACAGUCGCAGCAACUUUCACUGACUGCUUUCACCCAGCAAAACUUGGUCAAUUUGAGAUAGAUAGAUUAUUAUUGCUGGGGAGAUCCACGUCGAGAGGGAAAAGUAGGAAUACACAUCGGGUUUUAAUGGACUGAGCCCUUGCAAACCUAACAUCUCUACGACAUCAAAUCCAUUAAAACCAGAUGAGUAUGGAAAAAAAAGAUAUUACGAUUCACCACCAAGUUAUUGGGAGGAUACUGCCCCGGCGUAAAUAUUAUUAUCACUUUUCCCAUCUAUUUUCAUUCUGAAAGUGUCCUCGCCCUUUUUCACGACUGCUGUUGCAGGGAAACUUUACCAAAUUAAUUUAUCCACUCUUCUUAAUAAUUCCAUCCUUUUCUUUACCAACAGAAUAAGUAUGUACUUGUACACAGUUACGAAUAAUGUAUGUAGUAUUUGCGUAUUUGCAUAUUUACUAUGACGAAAUCGAUGAAAAUUGAAGUAGAUUAUGAUUGCUUGCUACAUAAAUAAUAAAUUGUACUGAAUAAGUAAUGGUUCUACUAACUGCUACUACUACUACAUAACUAACUAACUAGUCGUCACAAGUAGAACAACAUAUUGUUCAAUUAUCUAAAGUGAUUUGAAUUUGUUUCUCCUUUUCUGAACAUUUCUCGUCGACACCUGGACGAUCUUCCAUCGCAGAUUUGUAAACUUAAUGCUCUGACAAGUUCAUGUUGAACUGCAAGCAUUUAAUUAGUUCGGUUGUAUAUCGACAAAAAAACUAAAUUAGUAGUCAUUCCGCAACUUGUAAACAAACAAGAUGAGAAAAAUGUUGAAACCAAAAGGUUGUGGUUGCAAGACGGAAAAAAUCCUAUCUAAUCAAUGUAAUCCAUGGACCCAUUAUUAUUAUGAUUAUUAUUAUACAUGCAAAACUAAAUGCUCUCCUUGUAAUAUAAACUAAUUGAUGAUAAAUAUUGAUGGUGAGGAAAUGCGUGAUUCAUAAAAAAAUGAUAUAUUAUUUGCCAACUUGCAUAAAAUGUGAUGCUGAUGAUGCUAUGAGGAAUAUGUAAUUAUUAGAUUGUUUAAAAUAAUAGAGUUUAAAUUUUAAACCCCUCGUAUACUUAAUGGUUAGUUAAUUAAUUAAUCAGCUACAUAUUUACUUAUUAAAUCUUCUUGACUCUGAAUGUGUGAAUUGUUGGUUUGGCGGUGGUGGUGACAUGUGUUUUUAGUACUGUUUGCAGUAUAAAACUACAUAAAAAAAGUGAAAUUACUUAAAAUGUUGUACACAUUGUUAUCGAUCAAUGAUAAUCUCAUAGUAUUUCUAGCAUAUUAUUAUUAUUAAUAUUAUAUUGCCUAAAUAAAUACAACACACUUGAUAAUUAAGCGAGUGCUAUUAAAAAAAUUAUUGUAGAGAAAUAAAUGAACAUUAACUUGUGUGAAUCUAUCGUCACUGUUAUUAUUAUGUAAAUAUUUUACUUUGGAGAGAAUGAAUAAAAUUGGGUGUCAGUUUAACUACAAAAAAAAA